UCAAAACCUGGCCGUAUUGACGUUUGUGCCAGCUGCUACACUCAAAACAGAAAACAGCAAUGAGGAGGAAUUUAGUGAAAAUGAACGUUAUCGGUAAAGCAGCUCCUUGGAAGUGGUGUGCGGGUCUUUUUCUACUUUGACCGUGACAUUAUGCUCAUUUACAGGCCGACAGCUGCCGGAUUUCAGACAUCCUGGCGACCGUUCAGCUGUUAAAUCGCUGUUGCAUUUAUCCACACUGCUUAUGUUUGAUUUUCACGUGUAAACGGACGUGUCAUUAUCAGAGCUCGGGGAACUUGGCGUUACCGAGCAUGUUUACCGCGUCACACGGUGCUUUUUGAAACACUGGCCGACGUGAAAUAGCUAACUAAUCGCUUAAGUUGCAACAAUGGCCUCGGCGCUGAGUUGCUUCAGUGGUCCGGAGGUGCUGGAGGACGCCAAUCACGCUCGGGGUUUGAUGAACGGGUUGAAGUUGCUUUACGAUUGCCGGCUGCUCGGGGACGUUACUAUCGGAGUUGAGUAUGAAGAGGAGUCUUUGGAGCACAGCGGCAACCCCACCAGAGGUGCCAUCGACCAACUUUUCUUCUGCAGCCGCAACGUCCUGGCAGCUGCUAGCCCCUACUUCAAAAGCAUGUUCACCGGUGGGUUAAACGAGAGCGUGCAGGAAACUGUGGUCAUCCGUGGGGUCGAUCCUGAGUCUAUGUCCGUCAUCAUCGAUUACUGCUACACGGGCAGGGUGACCAUCACGGAGAGUAACGUGCAGAGGCUGUAUGCAGCGGCCAACAUGCUCCAGCUGGAGUACAUCAGGAAAGCUUGCUCCAGUUUCAUGACAAGGAGACUGGACUUGUCUAACUGUGUGGGGGUACUGAAAUUUGCUGACACCUAUGAUAACCCCGAGCUGAAGGAGAAUGCGCAAGCUUUCAUUGCCAGGAACUUCGGCCUGGUGUGUAAUGGGGGGGAUCUUUGCGAGCUGGACCUGAAGCAGCUGAAGGAGUUGCUGUCUCUGGACACCCUGGAUGUGGAUUGUGAGAAGAAGGUGUGCUCGGCUGCUCUGCAGUGGAUCGAGGUGAACGCAGCACAGAAAAAAGAGGAUGCGUUGCAAGCACUAAAGUGUGUCCGCUGGAACUUGUUCACUGAGAAGGACAAGUGUUACCUGGAGAGCCUCAUGGCAAGGCCUUUCAUUGAGAAAUACCUGGCAUCAUUUUUUAACAAGUCCCCUGAGGACGGCUGUGUCAUGUCUGCUACUCUGGAUGUGCCAAAACACAGAAUAGGUGUGAGCGCAAAAGAGAUGAUCCUCUUCUUUGGCCUACCUAAUGACAACAUAAUGUGCUGCGACCCAUACUCGGAGGACCUGUACUUCAUGGCCCCUCCUUUAGAGGAUCUGAGCAGUCAGGAUUACAAACGCUCCACCAUGGAGUCCUUAAUCGCCUGUGCCACCCCUGAAAACAACUUGUACUUGGCGUCCCACCUCUCGAAACACUUCUGGCUUUACAACCCUGUGCUCAACAGCUGGCAGGAGUUGGCAGAGAGGCCACUGGGCAGAAUACAUUCUGGAAUGGGCUACCUCAACGGGCAUGUGUACCUUCUGGGAGGAAGAAACCCGGUGACGGAUGCCAGACUGAAGGAGGUGGAGUGUUACAGCGUCCAGAGGAACCAGUGGAUGUUUGUGGCUCCUCUGCCUCAUUCUCUGGGUAAAAUGCAGGUGGUAGCCCUACACGACCACUUGUACGUGGUGAACAAAAGGCGAAUGCUUUGCUACGAUCCUAAGAGGAACCGCUGGCGCCACUGUGGGUCGCUGAGGCGAGACAAGCUUCACAAGGCCUGCGUGUUCCAGGACCAGAUCGUCUGUGUGUGCGACAUCCCUGUGGUGAAAGCCUACAGCCCCACUAGGGGUGAGUGGAAGAGGCUCGGCGACAUUCCCAUCGACAGCCGAGCUCUAAAUUAUCAGGUGAUCCAACACAACGGCAAGCUGCUCCUCCUCACUCAGACUUUACUGCAGCACAACAAGAACAGAGUCCUCAUCCACGAGUACGACCCGGCCAGGGACACGUGGAAGAAUAUCAUGGCGGUGUACGUGUCCACGCUGGGGCCCGUAUGUGUUUCAACGCGUGUUUACCCAGCGUGCCUUAGCUCUGCCCACAGCUUCUCCACAGAGGAGGACGAUGACAGUGGCUCCAGUGCAGACUGGGAUUUUGAUGGGCUGACAGAUGCAGAUUCAGACUCUGGCAGCUCUAGCUCAUUCUCUGAUGAGAACUGGUAGUGAAGUGUGUUGCAGUGUCAAAAUUUAUUAAAUUAUUGGGUUUUUACAGGUUGGUUUUGUCUAACGGGGAGCAUUGAAGUAUUUAUUCAGUGUUAAAACAGUCAGGAGAAGCACAGGUUGUUAAAAAAAAAUAUUUUCAUACGUGUGAUCAGUAAUGUUAAUAUUGGGAUGCAUAAAACCAGAGAAAAUGUUUACUGUGCCUCUUUCACAGCAUUUCUGCUGGGCAAAUACAGGGGUUACUAAUUGGGAAUAAUUGCAAUAAUUGCUGGAACUGAGCCUUCACUUAACGCUGUUACUUCCAACCUUGCUUUUCCUGGUUCAAAAAUGUCAGAGAAUCUGUGGGACUACACUUGAUCCAUGUGGAAACAGAGUGUCAGUGAAAGUGCAAGUGAAACAAAAGUAUAAGGAGUAGAAAAGGGGGAAAAAAAAAGAUUAGGAGUAGUGCUUUGCGUCUUUUGCGUGCAACACCUAAAGGUUUCACAUGGAUGCCACAUCUGUAAUGCUUUCGUCACAUGCUUCCUGAGGACCUUCUCUCCUAGCUCGUAGAGCCUGUGAGAGAUUUGUCCACGUCAAACUCGAGCUGAGAUAUUCGAGUGAUGUCUCUUGACAAAGCUGUACCAGAGAGCUACAGAAGAACCUAAAGCUCUACGAAUGUGCCCACUAGUACUCCUGAGUGGAGAGCCGCUGUUAAGCUUUAACAUUAUGUUACAUGAAAAGUUAUUUGGGCAAGCCUUUUCUCUUUAGAGUGAAUAAAUGAGCAUGCAAGCUUAAGAUCAGCGUGAAAUCAUGGCUUGAGUGUUUGUCAUAUCAGACAUCUCAAGUGCCUCUUGUUUAUGACUAUGAACGAACUGGUUAUGAACUGGGCUUUAAAAUUUAUGGUCCUUUUUAUGUAGUUGAUGCACACAGCGACAUCACACACACACAGGCGGUGCUCCAAAAACUGCUGCGUGAAGUCUAGGAGCCAAUGUACUGUACACUCUCUCAGGUUUAGCCCAUUUGCGAUGACAGAGGUUCCUUUUUAGAUGUAGUGCGAUCACAAUGUUUUGGUGACAAAUGAUUUUGUUUGAAAUCACAGAGUGUAUGUGUGUGUUUUCUUAUCUAUACUUUAUUUUUAAUGUGUGUGUUGCAACAGUUUUUUUGGGGGGGAGGGGUUUUGAGUAUUGCUUGGGUGUGAUGAUUUAUCUGCUUGCCAGAAGACUGCAGAGAAGCCAUUGUCCCAGCCAAGCAACCCCUACGCUAUUUGCACUUACUGAGAUAAAUGGUGGAGAUAAAAUAUUACAUAUCCUCAUCAGCAGAAUAAUGAAUCACACAAAAACAAUGACCAUAAAGUUGAGUCAGCACCUCUGAAAACACUGAAGAGUAUAAUCAUGAGUGACUCUUAGUCAGGGGUUUUUAUCAAGCAGUUUUGGGAGUAAAGGGGGAGGAACUGUGGGUAAUGACAUGCAGCGAAGGCAUGGUAGAAAUAGAGCUGCUGGUUCCAGAGCUGGGUUUACAAA
Pundamilia nyererei is the source of this 3753-nucleotide messenger RNA. It is a transcript of the gene kbtbd7, whose product is annotated as kelch repeat and BTB (POZ) domain containing 7. NCBI's taxonomy places the organism in Eukaryota, Metazoa, Chordata, Actinopteri, Cichliformes, Cichlidae. The transcript has a single exon. Gene Ontology annotation, molecular function: protein binding. Bases 386 to 2257 code for a protein of 623 amino acids. The record is from RefSeq and is a predicted model, not a curated record.